Paramecium pentaurelia is the source of this 1608-nucleotide messenger RNA. NCBI's taxonomy places the organism in Eukaryota, Ciliophora, Oligohymenophorea, Peniculida, Parameciidae. The record is from the annotation of a GenBank genome assembly.
AUGAUCGAUUAAAUAGUCAAAGGGUUUUAAAAAAUUGAUAGAUUUGGUGCCAUAUUUAGACCACCUAUUGUAGAUAUUCAUCCGGAAUAUAGGUCGGUUCUAGGAGGAAUUGCUACACUCAUUUUAUAUGGAUCAAGUCUUGCAUACUUUAUGUAUCAAAUAAUCUAAUGGCAAUCUAAUUAAUUAUUACCAAAAAUUACUUAGAUCUAAACUUCUUAUCAUAAAAAAUACUAUAAUAUUGAAGAUCAAUUAUCCUCAUUUUACAUAAGAAAAAACUAUAAAAAUGAUUAAAUUGACCCAUUCGACCCAGGAAACAUCAUUUUGUAACCUAUCCUUUCUAAAUUUGAAAAUUAACAACUUAUAAAAUCUUAUUCUUUUUACUAUAACUAAAAAUUAGAGAAAUAAGAUAUUUAUGAAGUUAUUUUAGAAAACAUAGAAUUGAAUUUAAACCUUAACAAAUCAAAUGAUGAUCCAUAAAUUGAAUAUUUAUUAUCAUUUGGAACAUGUAUGGAAAAAUAUUUAUUAGAUGGAUAGAAAUGUGCAAAUGAAACAUUAGUAAACACUUAUUUGAAUUAAAACAGUCAUGCAAUAAUAUUAAAUCAUUUUGUUAAAGAAUAUAAUUCAAAAUAAAAACGAAUAUAAAAUGUGAAAAAACAAUUCUUAGCAAUCCUUACUAAAAAUACAACAUUAUAUUUCUAAAAUUAAAUAAGAUUAUCUAAAACAUAAAUUGAUGAUGGUUUCUUAUUUCCAUCUAAUUCUAACUAAGAAUUUCCUAUAGAUACAAUAAUUAUAUCUUAAACUACAGUUCCUGAUAGUUUUUAAAAUAUAUUUGGCAGAGCAACUUAUUUAGUUAUGGCAUAUAGUUUAAAUGAAGUAAUACAAGAAUAGUAUAUAGAAUAUCCAAAAAUAUCUGAAGUACUGGCUGAUAUAGGAUCUAUUGUUUCUAUUAUCUUAGUUUUAUCAUAUUUAGUUAUCUUUUUUAAUGAACACAAUUUGGAAAAAGAAUCAAUUUAAAAGGUUAUUUAAAUGUAUUAUCCUGAAUUUUGUAAUAUUAAAUAUAAUUAAAAUUGGUAUGGUAAAAUUAUUGAAGUUAAAUACAAUGAUAUUCUAAUUGAUAAAGAAGAAUUCUUGAUAUAUUAUAAUAAGAUUUAAAGAAUUGCAUCAAAGAAACUUAGUAUUACUAAUAUUUUAUAUACUUUGGCAAAAUUACAAUUUUUAGUUUAAUCAACUUAUAAUAUUGAUAAAAUCAAAUUAGCUCAUAAAAUUGGAAUCAAACUCAAAUAAUUUUCUAAAGCUAAUAGUAUACCUUUAAUUUAAGAAUAAUUGAAUUGUUAAGAAAUUUCAAGAAAUGAAUCCAAAGAUCAAGUCUAAAUUCAUGAUAUUGCUAAUAUCAAUUUUAAUGAUUAAAAUAAUAAUUAAAAUUCAAUGAUUCGUCAUGAAACUAUUAAUAAAGAUAAUUCUAAAAGCAUAUUCUUAAAAUUAAAAGAGGAAUGUCAUCUAUUAAGUGAUGAAGAUUUCUAACUUUUUACAAUUGAUGAACCUAUUCUUAUAGAUAAUGAUAUCUAGAAAUCAGAUACAUAUUUUGAGAAUAAUUUUAUUGAUCUUUGA